GGGAGACUUCGCUGAGCAGAGCAUCAUCCAAAAUAUGACAACGCAGACUCUAGAAAAUAUAACUCUGCAUGCCCAUGAGAUAUUAGUUCUUAUUAAAGAAUUCUAUACUAACUUUCACCCACUGUUCCCGAUUCUCCCAACUCAGGCUGAUUUUCUGGAGGCCUACGACGCAAAUAAGUUACUCUUAUGGACUAUAAUUACAAUCGCUUGCAAAGAGUCUGCUGAAUAUUCUCAGCUUUAUAUCACUCUUGUCGACCCCGUGCGUAGACUUGCGGGCGAUCUGUACAAUAUUCAAAGUCGAGACUUCGAAACGAUACAGGCUCUUCUUCUCUUAUGCAUAUGGCCCUUUCCUUUCCAACAAACUAUCAACGAUCCAUCGCCCAUGUAUUGUGGUCUUGCUACGCAGCUUUCAUAUCAGUUAGGUCUACAUCGUCCGAAUCUUCAAAUGCAUUGGGAAUACGGAGCAACAACCUCGAAUACUCGUGUCAAUCUGGGGCGAAGCAAGGUCUGGCUUGGUUGCUUUGUUGUUAAUCAUGCUAUCUCGGCUAGACUGGGCACACCUUCGACGAUCCAACCUGGCCACGCUAUCCUGUCGGAACUUGCUAGAGGGCCUACCUCUGAACUACCCGUACCUUUGUUGGGUUAUAUUCAUAUUUCAUACAUUGGGAUGAAGGGGUUGCAGGCCCUGGGUGACGACAUAUCGUCCGCAACCGGCAGGGCAAAAUAUCCAACAUCGUUAGUCACCAUCUUUGACCAAAAGCUAAUCACGAUGCGCGAAAGUUUGGGUUCAAAAUGGUCAGACCUGACUGAAAUAUAUUUUUUGACAACCAAACUGCAAAUAAUUUUCUUUGCUCUUGACGAGGAUAGUUAUCCUGAAUCAAUAUUUACGGUUGAUGUUUCGUCCUUGGUUAUUUAUGACCAGGCAUGUACUACCACUCAACGUCUGCUCGAGGUUGCUGCAUCAAAUGCUGCAGAGACGCCUUACUGGCCUAUUCAUGGCAAACACGCCGCUGUUUACGGUACCAUAAUGGCAUUCCGGUUAGCCUGUAUAGCUCAGGCAGGGUCAAAUCAGCGAGCCUUACUUCAGCAAGCUAUAGAGCGUGGUGCGUCUCUGAUCAAAUCUUGGUCAAUGUUUCCUAAGGAUAGCUUCGCUCGCAUAUCCUCUCACAUUGAUUAUCUCAGUCGCAAGCUUGCAAGAAACCAAAGAGAAUCCAUGCCAAAGCUAUCAUCUAGUGGAAUUGCUUGGCAGGAUGUACAGCCCGACCAUGAAACACCCUCGUAUAAACCAUUUGUCAAAUCGCGUAUGGCAGCCGACGUUCUCUACGAUACCAUAUGGGCUGGUAAAUAUGGGGCUUUGGAAGAAGAACAAAGAUCUCAGGAGCUAUUGAGUCAGGACACAAAUCAGUUUACGAGUCCUACUCUUCCCGAAAUCAAUCUCAAUCCAGAUAUAGGAUUUCCUAAUGGUCCUGAAGAACACCGAUUGGAUACCGUUCUCAAUGAUACCGCUUUCUUUUAUAGAGAAAACUCGGAGAUUAUGGACAUCUUCGAAGAUUGGGAGAGUUUGAUUGGCAACUCAUUAUAGUUAUAUUUGACCAAGCACAUACUCAACCCAAUGUUCGUGUGUGAUGGGCUGGGAGUAAAAAUGAAGACUUCAUUAUGAUUAUUACGAAAAUUAAUCUAAUAUUCUAAGCAAGCUAAACGAAAGUUUAUUGCUUCUCAUGCUCAUCCAUACAUGGAAUUAAGACCCACAGAAGCUUGACAUGCUGGCAACUUCCAUGAGUGUCCGUUUCUCCAAAACGCCCCGAAACAAUAGGGCGUUUCACAGUCACCUUCAGCG
This is a messenger RNA of Talaromyces proteolyticus, 1837 nucleotides long. RefSeq names its product fungal-specific transcription factor domain-containing protein. NCBI's taxonomy places the organism in Eukaryota, Fungi, Ascomycota, Eurotiomycetes, Eurotiales, Trichocomaceae. The coding region runs from base 35 to 1582 and encodes 515 amino acids. Gene Ontology annotation, molecular function: DNA-binding transcription factor activity, RNA polymerase II-specific; zinc ion binding; transcription cis-regulatory region binding. Gene Ontology annotation, biological process: regulation of DNA-templated transcription; DNA-templated transcription. Gene Ontology annotation, cellular component: nucleus. The transcript has 3 exons. The record is from RefSeq and is a predicted model, not a curated record.